Striga hermonthica is the source of this 423-nucleotide messenger RNA. The record is from the annotation of a GenBank genome assembly. Lineage: Eukaryota; Viridiplantae; Streptophyta; Magnoliopsida; Lamiales; Orobanchaceae.
AUGUUCCGCAAGGGAGAAAGGAACCAACUCUGCGAGAUCCGAAGAAGGAAAUCGUCCUCCAACAAGCCGAAGCCCAACACAAAAGCCCAAUCGACACACGAACCGAAAGCCCAAUCAUAUGUGGAUAGGUCCACGCCAUCCACUACCUCAUCCUUGUCAGGAUUCACAACCCUAGCCGACGAGAACAAGAGGCUCAAGCAAGAAAACGGAGUUUUGAGAAAAGAGCUCGAGAUCGUGAAGAGAAAAUCUAAGGAACUACUUGAUUUGGUAGCCAUUUAUAAUGUAGGGGAUAUGGAGAGAGAGGCACACAAGAAUAUGGUUGAUAGAGAGAAAAGAGAAGGGCCAAAGCUUUUUGGAGUAACAUUAUUAUUGGAAGUUGAUGAAGGCAAGAUGGAGGUGAAUAAUAAGAGGAAAAUUGGCUGA